Molecule: messenger RNA, 447 nt
Organism: Haemonchus placei
Lineage: Eukaryota; Metazoa; Nematoda; Chromadorea; Rhabditida; Trichostrongylidae
Source: the annotation of a GenBank genome assembly
AUGGAAAGGGAUAUCUUCCCUCGGCUCCUGGACGAUGUCUUCAGCGAGCUAGACGACGCCUUCAACCAGUUCUAUCAGAUCGAGCGACUCUGUUCUCCUCCUACAAGAAAAAGGUCUUGGAAGAAAAGCCUUAUGGGCCAAGUCAGCGAUGACGGUUCGAAGUUGGCGAUCUCAUUGGAUGUCUCGAAGUUCAAGCCAGAUGAGCUGAAAGUAAAUCUCGAUGGUCGAACCCUGACUGUUGAAGGCAAACAAGAAGUGAAGGAAGGCUCGAGUUAUACAUCAAGGUCAUUCCUUCGCCAGUGGACUGUUCCAGAAGGUGUCGACGUCGAGCAGAUUCGAUCCACUCUGACUGAAGAUGGUCAUCUAGCCAUCGAAGUGCCGAAACCUAAACCGGCUAUCACCUCCAGGAGCAUUCCAAUUCAGAAAGCAAUUGAUCGUAGUGGAUAG